ACACUCAUUCGAUAAUCGACGUAGUCUUGUCUUCUCAUUAUGACAAAAGUAAAUUUGUCUUCUAUCGCACAAUGGAGUGUAUCCUCAUAUAAAGAAGGAAAUGUAUUGGAUUGCCUUAUGGAUACAAACCCAGAUACUGUCUGGCAAAGUGAUGGUCCUCAGCCGCAUCUGAUCACCCUUCAAUUCACGCGUAGAGUGUCAAUAAAUCAAGUAAGCAUGUACCUUGAUCACACGCUAGACGAUAGUUACACUCCAAAAACUAUCUCUAUUAGGGCUGGUACAUAUCUUGGUGACUUACAGGAAAUCAGACACAUUGAUCUUAAUCAACCACGGGGAUGGCAUCAUUUCGCGCUCGAUAACGAAACAAAGGAUGUAGUAACUUUAGAUAAAAGCUUAGAGGAUUCCCAUGGUGUAUCUGAUGACGCUAAACCGAUUACUGGCUUUGUUCUACAAUUGGCUAUCUUAACUAAUCACUUAAAUGGAAAAGAUAGUCAUAUCCGUGGUAUAGCAGUUUUUGCGCCAAGAGAUAAAGCCACAAAUAAGCAAGAUAGUUUGCCGUUCACAUCGCCUACAUUUCAAAUGCACAGUAGAAUACGUUAAUGACAUCUGUCAUUUUUAGACUGCAGCUUUUUUUUUGUCAACAAUUUGUAAUCACGUAAAUCGC
Wallemia mellicola CBS 633.66 is the source of this 664-nucleotide messenger RNA. RefSeq names its product anaphase-promoting complex, subunit 10. The coding region runs from base 40 to 600 and encodes 186 amino acids. Lineage: Eukaryota; Fungi; Basidiomycota; Wallemiomycetes; Wallemiales; Wallemiaceae. The transcript is spliced from 4 exons. Gene Ontology annotation, biological process: protein K11-linked ubiquitination; anaphase-promoting complex-dependent catabolic process. Gene Ontology annotation, cellular component: anaphase-promoting complex. The record is from RefSeq and is a predicted model, not a curated record.